UGUCCCCUCUCUCUGCAGGCCAGCCGUCAUCCGGGCCGCUUCUGGAGCUGGGCUGUGGCACCGGCCCCCUGCGCGUGGUCCUGGGCCCCGGCCAGGCUGCCCUACUGCUCUGCCGUCCGGGGGGUGCCGGACCCCCCCACCAGUGUCCCUGGAGCAAGGACGGGGGCCCCGUGCCCGAGCACGGCCACCUGCGCACGCUGCCCAAUGGCUCCCUGUGGCUGUCGCCAGGUGCCCCCGGGGAUGGCAGCCGGGGCUCCGUGGAGGGCAGCUACUCCUGCUUGGCCCAAGGGCCCCUGGGGGCGCUUGCCAGCCAGGCUGCUGAGGUCAAGCUGGCAGUACUCUCAGGCUUCUCUCUGCACCCCGAGUCCCAGGCAGUGGAGAAGGGCGGGACGGCACGCUUUGAGUGCCACACAGAAGGGCUGCCCGAGCCCGUCAUCACCUGGGAGAAGGACCAGGUGACAGUGCCCGAGGAGCCUCGAUUCAUCACCCUCCCCAACGGGGUGCUCCAGGUCCUGGACGUGGAGGAGGGGGAUGCUGGCGCCUACCGCUGUGUGGCCACCAACCCUGUUGGCCGCCGCUCCAGCCAGGAGGCCCAACUCAGCGUGAGCCCCCGAGGGUCCCUGGCAUCCACCAGGGGGCAGGAUGUGGCCAUCAUGGCGGCCCCGGAGAACACCACCGUGGUGUCUGGCCAGAGUGUGGUGAUGGAGUGUGUGGCCUCAGCCGACCCCACCCCUUUCGUAUCCUGGGUUCGACAGGAUGGGAAGCCCAUCGCCACCGAUGCUGUAGUUCUGGGCACCAACCUGCUGGUGGCCCACGCGCAGCCCCACCAUGCUGGCGUCUAUGUGUGUCGCGCCAACAAGCCCCGAACCCGUCAUUUCACUGCUGCAGCCGCUGAGCUCCGGGUGCUGGCGGCCCCGGCCAUCUCGCAGGCACCGGAGCCACUCUCUCGGACCCGGGCCAGCACCGCGCGCUUCGUGUGCCGCGCGUCCGGGGAGCCUCCCCCGGUGCUGCGCUGGCUGCACGACGGGGCGCCGGUGCGGCCCAACGGGCGCGUGAAGGUGCAGGCGGGCGGCGGCAGCCUGGUCAUCACGCAGCUCGGCCUGCAGGACGCGGGGCUGUACCAGUGCGUGGCCGAGAACCGCGCGGGCUCCGCCUGCGCCGCCGCCCCGCUGGCCGUGCUGGUCCGAGAGGGGCUGCCCAGCGCGCCCACCCGGGUCACCGCCGCGCCCCUCGGACCCUCGUCGGUGCUGGUGGCCUGGCAGCGGCCCGCCCUGCACAGCGAGCACAUCAUCGGCUUCUCUCUGCACUACCAGAAGGCUCGCGGCCAGGACAACGUGGAGUACCAGUUCGCGGUCAACAACGACACCACAGAGCUGCAGGUGCGGGACCUGGAGCCCAACACCGACUACGAGUUCUACGUGGUGGCCUACUCGCAGCUGGGCGCCAGCCGCACCUCCACACCCGCCAGGGUGCACACGCCGGACGGCGUCCCCAGCGCCUCCCCACAGCUGUCCCUGUCCAGCCCCAGCCCCUGGGACAUCAGAGUGGCGUGGCUGCCCCUGCCCCCCAGCCUGAGCCACGGGCAGGUGGUGAAGUACAGGCUGGAGUACGGCCUGGGCAAGGAAGACCAGACUCAGGCCACCGAGGUGCCGGGGAACCAGACGCAGGUGACCCUGCGCUCGCUGCUGCCGGGCCGGCUGUAUCGCGUGCGCAUGGCGGCGGGCACGGGGGCAGGAUUUGGGGUGCCUUCCCCGUGGGUGCAGCACUGGACGCCCAGCGCGCACAACCAGAGCCAUGUCCCAGUGGCCCCCACAGAGCUCAAGGUCCAGGCCCGGAUGGAGUCCCUCGUGGUGUCCUGGCAGCCCCCACCGCCCCCUGCCCAGAUUUCCGGCUACAAGCUGUACUGGCGGGAGGUGGGCCCCCAGGAGGAGGCGGCCAGUGGGGAGAGCCCUGCGGGGGGCCGUGAAGACCCCGCCUGGGACGUGGGACCCUUGCGACUCAAGAAGAAGGUGCAGCAGUAUGAACUGACCCAGCUAGUCCCCGGCCGGCUGUACGAGGUGAAGCUGGUGGCCUUCAACAAGCAUGAGGACGGCUACGCUGCGGUGUGGAAAGGCAAGACAGAGAGGGCGCCCACGCCAGACGUGCCCGUUCAGAGGGGGCCCCCGCUGCCCCCUGCCCACGUGCACGCCGAGUCCAACAGCUCCACCUCCAUCUGGCUGCGCUGGACGAAGCCUGACUUCACAGCCGUGGAGAUCGUCAGCUACACUGUGCGCUUCAGCCCCUGGGGCCUCCGCAAUGCCUCACUUGUCACCUACUGCACCAGCUCGGGAGAGGACAUUCUCAUCCGGGGCCUGAAGCCCUUCACCAAGUACGAGUUUGCCAUCCAGUCACAUGGUGUGGACAUAGAUGGGCCCUUUGGCUCCGUGGUGGAACGUUCCACGCUGCCUGACCGGCCCUCCACGCCCCCCUCAGACCUGCGCCUGAGCUCCCCGACGCCGUCCUCGGUGCAGCUGCUCUGGUGCCCGCCCAGCGAGCCCAAUGGGGAGAUCGUGGAAUACCUGAUUCUCUACACCAGCAACCACUCUCAGCCGGAGCACCAGUGGACGCUGCUGACCGCCCAGGGGGAUGUCUUCAGCGUGGAGGUGCAAGGUCUGCAGAGCGACACUCGGUACUUCUUCAAGAUGGGGGCGCGAACUGAGGUAGGGCCCGGGCCGUUCUCUGGCCUGCUGGACGUGGUCACAUUGCAGGAGAAGCUCACAGACUCCCUGGAUGUGCACUCGGUCACCGGCAUCAUCGUGGGCGUCUGCCUGGGCCUCCUUUGCCUGCUCGGCUGCAUGUGCGCCGGCCUGCGCCGAAGCCCCCACAGGGAAGCCCUCCCCGGCCUGUCAUCCGCUGCCGGGAACCCUGCCCUCUACACCCGGGCCAGGCUGGGCCCCCCUAGCGUCCCCUCGACGCAUGAGCUGGAGUCCCUGGUGCACCCCCACCCCCAGGACUGGUCCCCCCCACCCUCAGACGUGGACGACCACAGGGCCGAGGUGCACAGCCUCAUGGGGGGCGGCGUCUCCGAGGGCCGGGCUCACUCCAAGCGGAAGACCUCCUGGACCCAGGCUGGAGGUGGGCCAUGCUGGGCAGGGCCCUGGGCUGACCCCACACCCUCGCUGACCAGCGCUCUGCUGCCUCCUGCUGGUGCCGGGCAGACGCUGCUGCUGCAGGCCCUGGUGUAUGACGCCGUGAAGGGCACCGGCAGGAAGAAGCCGUCUCCCACCUGCAGGAACCAGGUGGAGGCUGAGGUCAUUGUCCACUCGGAUUUCGGCUCCUCCCGAGGGAGCCCUGACCUAGACUUGGAAGAGAACCCUGAGACCCCUGACUGCUCUUCGGGGGGCCUGGUCUCGGGGCCCGGGCCAAGCUGGCAGGACAGGGAGCCCAGCGGGGGUGAGGGGCCUGCCCCGGGGCCGGACAGACUGACCUGCCUGCCGCAGGGGGCCGAGGCAGCCUGCCCGUUCUCCAGCCUGCAGCCCCAUGGCUCGGGGGUGCAGGGGGACCCCCUGGGGACCAGCAGCCAGCCCCCCACACCCAGCCCCCCAGGAGCCAGUCCAGCGCAGCCCCGUGCCUCACCCACUCUGCUUAGCUCGCCUGAGGGGUGUGCUGGGGGACUGGCUGGCUUGGGCGGGGGACAGUACGACCCCUGAGCGCUGCUGGCUGCCAGGCCUUUCUUUUGUGGGGGGCCUGUGUCACGUGCAAUCUCCAACUCCAGGUGGCUCUCCUCCCCAGGGGCCAGUGCCCAGCCCUGUGGGCCCCUGGCCCGCACCCCUUUUAUUACACACUCUGAGAGUGUCUGCAGUGCCCUGUCUAUGACAAAGACGGUCCUCCAUCUCCCUGCGUCUGAGGGGGGACCUUAGGCCCGAGGCAGGGCACCCCUUUUCAGCAUCCUGCUUCUAGUUUUGUAAUUUGGGAAGUGCCUGGUUUGGAAAAGUCUCUCCCUCUGCCCACCUGCCUCCCUCCCAUCACUGCUCUGGGUUGUCUGUCUUCUUCCCUGCACCACCAAGUCCCUGGGGGCCUCCUCUUCCUCCAGGAAGUCCUCCUGUCAGUUCUGCUGUGUCUGGCUGCCUCUGUGCUUGCUCUGUCCUCUCUCUCUCUCCCUCCUUUCCUCCCUCCUCCAACUGAGUGGAAUGUGCUUCUGCUGCCCUGACAACAAGACUACCUCAUGUCUGCUCUGAGGCCACAGCCUUGUAACAGCCCCUCCUGCCCUACCACACCCGUCUCUUUCUUCUCACCUUGAGUGGAAAAGACCUUCAAACUCUCUCCCGGGGGAUGAGAUGUGUGUGUGUGUGUGGGGGGGGAGAUGGGGCCCCUUCUUGGAGGCCAUGAAUCCAAAUCACACCAGGGGUGGGGGCUGUGGCAAGUGGGGGAGGGGGUGGCUGGAGACCACUGGGUGGAGGCUGCUGGGACUCUGUUUCCCCGCUGAAGGUAAAGGGUGACCAGUGACAUGACCCUUAGCUGAUGAGGGAGGGAGGGGUGCCCGGACCUUCAGCUGAGUCAAACCCAGGGUCACCCUCUGCCCCUGCCCCACCUGCCCCCAACCCGCCAGGGCAAAUGGGACCUGGGUGUAGAGUCACCUGUCUGAUUCUGCCCCACGUCCCAGGGGGAGCCCCCGGGGGGGCAUAUUUUCUCCCCAGUCCAUCUUGCUCUUUCUCUUUUAUUAUCUUUACAUCACCCCCCCCCCCAUCGGCACAUCCAGGGUUAAUUCUGGCUCCUGGGCCAAAUUAGAGAGAACCAGUCUAUCUGUUCCAAUUUUUUUUCUCUUACAGUGAGCUGCUACCCUGGCAGUAUCUGUGUUUACUACACCCGCGUGUCACUCACAUUUGAGUGACACCCCUGCUUCCUACCCCUCCCCCCUGCAGCCCAAGGGUGGCAAAACUAGAGAUUAUUCCCGGGACUUCUGUAGGGACAGCCCUGUCAGGAGCCGCGACAGUAGCUCCCUCUGGACGGCGGACGCCAAGCGUCGAGAACACUGCUCUGAACGUCAAAAGCCUCAUUUGAUUUUGCUGGUUUGAUUUUUUUUUUCCCCCUCCUAGAAUGGAAAGUAAAAAACAGAAAGACCAAACCUGUUCUGAAUGGCGUGUCUUUCACAGCAGCAGGCGCUCGGCGUCACACCACGUCACACCACGUCACACCACGUCAUUUUUCAUGUGUUUAGUAAGCGCCAAGGCUCUGGUUUAAAUUAAAUAGCUGGAAAGGAGACGAUUUAUAACCCAUUAGGUUGGGUGGGAAAUUGUUUCUCAGAAGCAAAUAAGUAAUAACUCUGGUCUCUCUAUAACUCACGCCAAUGAGGAGGAGAAGGCGGCUGUCACACAUUUCCGGGGAUUUGGAAGCACUAGGGAUUGUGUCUUUGUAGGGUUUGGGGCCUUUCACAGGGUCCCUUUGUCACCUACCAUUGAGGCCUUACUUUUCUGAGUCUCACUUAAAAAAAAAAAAGAUGACUUUGUUUUUGAUGCAUGCCAAGUAUAAUUGACCCCUGCUCAUAGCUGUCUGUAUUCCGUUUAUCUUAUAUUACUUAAUUAUUUUUCAGACUUUUUUUUUUGUCUUCUUACCAAUACGAUAUUCUUGAGUGUUAAGCCAAGGCAUUGAUCAUGUAUCAGUUGAACCUUAUCAAAAACUAAUAAACUAUUUUCCAAAAACCUGGCA
Messenger RNA from Erinaceus europaeus (western European hedgehog), 5685 nucleotides. It is a transcript of the gene IGDCC4, whose product is annotated as immunoglobulin superfamily DCC subclass member 4. Gene Ontology annotation, biological process: cell-cell adhesion; axon guidance. Gene Ontology annotation, molecular function: protein binding. NCBI's taxonomy places the organism in Eukaryota, Metazoa, Chordata, Mammalia, Eulipotyphla, Erinaceidae. Gene Ontology annotation, cellular component: plasma membrane; axon. The record is from RefSeq and is a predicted model, not a curated record.